CCAUCUUUUCCUCGCUCCAAAUCGCUUGGUGCGCGCCAAAUGGAAGCUCUAAAGUCUCCAGCUUCCCCCAAAUCGCCACCACCCCAAACCCUAGAACAGCCGCCGGCGCCGCAUCAAGGAGAUGGGCCAGCAGUCCAAAAGGACGCGUGCGCCGGAGCCUCAGGUCGUCCCGCCAUCGCUGCUCAAUUCGUUCCGCCGUUGAUGCCGCAUCUCGUCCCGCCGUCGGCGCCACACCUCGUCCCGCCGCCGUCGGCGCCACACCUCGUCCCGCCACCACGCCAGCUCGGACCAGGUGCCUCGAUCCCCCCACGGCCACCAAAGGCAGCGGCGGCCUCUGCACCAUGCUGGCUGCCCCAGACGCAAGGCCCUUUGUGGUACACGAAUGUUGAUGAUCUGAAUCCAGAAGCAUGGGGAGUGGAUUCUCACCCACCUGGUGGGUUCCUUGGUUUUUUUAAGAACAUGCCAAGCCUUUCCCAAGCUGUGAGCAAUGGGACUUCAUCGCAACAAAUCAAGAAAGGAGAUGCCACCAAUGGUGGCGAGUGUGCAGGACUAUGCCUUACAUACAUUUUAUGGAGGAUCAACAUUAUAUCUUACAUACAUUUUAUUCCAGGACUAUGCCGUGUCGUGGUGACUGCUGCAUGUGCAACCUACUGUUGUUGGAUUACAGAAGUUGUAGCCUUGUAG
This is a messenger RNA of Triticum aestivum (bread wheat), 684 nucleotides long. Its product is annotated as pollen-specific leucine-rich repeat extensin-like protein 1. Bases 40 to 684 code for a protein of 214 amino acids. The transcript has 3 exons. The record is from RefSeq and is a predicted model, not a curated record. NCBI's taxonomy places the organism in Eukaryota, Viridiplantae, Streptophyta, Magnoliopsida, Poales, Poaceae.